Messenger RNA from Cryptomeria japonica (Japanese cedar), 1314 nucleotides. RefSeq names its product putative UPF0481 protein At3g02645. Bases 1 to 1314 code for a protein of 437 amino acids. The record is from RefSeq and is a predicted model, not a curated record. Lineage: Eukaryota; Viridiplantae; Streptophyta; Pinopsida; Cupressales; Cupressaceae. The transcript has a single exon.
AUGGUGUCAUUAGGCCCACUUCAUCACGUUGCGCAUCCUCAAAUGCUUCCUCACAAAUUGCAUGCUACACGGAAAAUAUUUGACAUGACUGAGGAAGAAUUGGAAAAACAAGUGAUAGGACCUAUUCUCGCUCUGGUUCCCACGGUAAGAAAAUGCUACCAAUAUCACAUCGAGUAUCAAGACAGGCGUCUUGCUUGGAUGCUCACUUUGGAUGCUUGUUUUAUCUUAGAAAUAUUUAGGGCUUUGGGUACUGACACAAAAUCGGAUCACUGUCUUUUUGAUCGAAAUACUAUUGAAUACACUGCAUACCCCAUAAUAACUGACAUUCUGAUGCUGGAGAAUCAAAUUCCACUCUGUGUUCUGCUCAAGAUAUUAGAGUUGAAGGGCAAGAACAAAAAAGAUAAAGCAAGCCCAUUUACAGAGCUGUGCGAGUUGGUAGCUGGUGCCCGAAUAGCAAGGUUGUUCUACCCUUUUAAGGAGACGGACCCUCCGCUAAAGAAAAUUCCAGGGGCACAAAAAAGUAAACAUCUUUUGGAUUUAAUACGUAUGUAUGUCAUACAUCCAUUUCAAUUCCAUCAAGAUGAAGAGACCGAGCAGCCAUGUCUUGAUCUUGACCAACUAUCUCCUGAUCCUCCCGAACGACAGAUUAUAAUCCUCUCUGCUUCUGAAAUCUCUAUGUAUGUCAUACAUCCAUUUCAACUUCAUCAAGAGACCGACCAGCCAUGGCCUGUUCCCGUCCAACCAUGUCCUGAUCCUCCCAAACGGGAGAUUAUAAUCCCCUCUGCUUCUGAAUUAAGGCUUGCUGGGAUCAAAUUCACAAAGAUGGAGGGAAAUUUUAUGGAGAAUAGCAUCAAAAGGAAUCGAUUUCAUCUCCCCAUAAUCAGAAUCUCCAGUAGCGUUGAAACCCUUCUGCGGAAUCUUAUGGCGUUCGAAAUAUGCGAGGCGGAGGACAUGUGUGUAAUAUCAAGGUACGUUCUUCUCAUUUGUGAGCUCAUUCAUUCUGAAAAAGAUGUCUCUGUCCUAAGAAAAGCCAGAAUUAUCAAGAGUUACAUGGGAAACGACCGAGAAGUGGCGGAUCUCUUCCACAGGCUGAGUGAAGGCAUCACCAGAAGCUACGAGGAUCCGUUCGCUAAAGUCAGAGAAGAUGCCCAUAAACAUUACCAUAGCAAAACUAAGGUCAUGAUCGCUGAAUUUACAGAUGACCAUUGUUCAAGUCCAUGGAGAACUGUUUCUGUUAUUGCAGCAUGCAUGCUUUUGCUCUUCGCUGCCGUGCAAACCAUUUUCUCACUGCAUCGGAGGCUUCUUACAAAUUAA